Dromiciops gliroides (monito del monte) is the source of this 2203-nucleotide messenger RNA. RefSeq names its product WT1 associated protein (gene WTAP). The transcript has 8 exons. Gene Ontology annotation, cellular component: nucleus. The record is from RefSeq and is a predicted model, not a curated record. Gene Ontology annotation, biological process: regulation of alternative mRNA splicing, via spliceosome. The coding region runs from base 332 to 1519 and encodes 395 amino acids. NCBI's taxonomy places the organism in Eukaryota, Metazoa, Chordata, Mammalia, Microbiotheria, Microbiotheriidae.
GACCCCCUCCCUCCACGUCUGUCAUACACACACACACACCCCCACCCCAACCCCGUCACUGGACCGGCCAGGUGGCCGCUCCGGGCUCCUCAGUUCGGGCUCCUUGGGAGGGAAGGGGAAGCGAGGGACACGUGAAGAAAGUGAAGCCGCCGCCGCCGCAGCCCGAGCUAGCUCCCGUGGAAGGCUGCAGCCACCGCUAGCCGUCUCCUCCCCCCGCCCCCAGGCCGGGAGCGGCGAGGCGAGGGCGGGCGGCCCAGCCGCGUGUGGCCGCCGCGGACUCCGGCUGGACGCAAAGGCGACUCGUCAGCAGCCUCGUCCUCCGGAAAACAAAAUGACGAACGAAGAACCUCUCCCCAAAAAGGUUCGCCUCAGUGAAACAGACUUCAAAGUGAUGGCAAGAGAUGAAUUAAUUCUAAGGUGGAAGCAGUAUGAAGCAUAUGUACAAGCUUUGGAGGGCAAGUACACAGACCUAAACUCAAAUGAUGUAACUGGCUUGAGAGAGUCUGAAGAAAAGCUAAAGCAGCAACAACAAGAGUCUGCAAGAAGAGAAAAUAUUCUUGUUAUGAGACUGGCAACCAAGGAACAAGAGAUGCAAGAGUGUACUACUCAAAUCCAGUACCUCAAACAAGUUCAGCAGCCUAGUGUUGCCCAACUGAGAUCAACUAUGGUGGACCCAGCAAUCAACUUGUUUUUCCUAAAAAUGAAAGGUGAACUGGAACAGACUAAAGACAAACUGGAACAAGCCCAAAAUGAACUGAGUGCCUGGAAAUUUACGCCUGAUAGCCAAACAGGCAAAAAGUUAAUGGCGAAGUGUCGAAUGCUUAUUCAGGAGAAUCAAGAGCUUGGAAGGCAACUGUCCCAGGGACGUAUUGCACAACUUGAAGCAGAGUUGGCUUUACAGAAGAAAUAUAGUGAAGAACUUAAGAGCAGUCAGGAUGAACUCAAUGACUUCAUUAUUCAGCUUGACGAAGAGGUAGAGGGUAUGCAGAGUACCAUUCUAGUUCUUCAGCAACAAUUGAAGGAGACUCGUCAGCAGUUGGCUCAGUAUCAGCAGCAGUCCCAGGCCUCAGUCCCAGGUACCAGCAGGACUCCAUCUUCUGAGCCUUUAGACCAGGGAGAAGUGAUGGGUAAAGACUGCAGCCGUCUAGCUAAUGGACCAAGUAACGGCAGCUCCUCCCAUCAGAGGACGUCUGGGCCUGGAUUUUUUAGGGAGGGUAACACAACAGAAGAUGACUUUCCUACAUCUCCAGGGAAUGGUAAUAAGGUCUCCAACAACUCUGAAGAGAGAACUGGCAGAGGAGGUAGUAGUUACAUAAACCAACUCAGUACGGGGUAUGAAAGUGUAGACUCUCCCACGGGCAGUGAAAACUCUCUCACACACCACUCAAAUGACACAGACUCCAAUCAUGAUCCUCAAGAGGAGAAAGCAGUGACUGGGAAAGGUAACCGAACUGUGGGUUCCCGUCAUGUUCAGAAUGGUUUGGACUCAAGUGUAAAUGUACAGGGCUCAGUUUUGUAACAUUUUUCCAGCAACAUUUUUAUACAGUGUCAUUUAAUUUGGGAGAGGAUACUGUCCAGAAACAAUUUUAAUUAGUGCAUACUUUUUGUCACAAUUUGCCUUUUUGUGCAGUGUGGGUUUUUUUUGUUUGUUUUUGUUUUUUGUUUUUUUUUUCCCUUGCUUCAAUACCUCUGCCACUUUGGAAAUUGUAACAGUUAAUUACGUUGAACGUUGCUAAAAGGACGUUUGUGUAGGCUCAAGUUAUUUUUAUAUGAGUUAAUGUGAAGUUGAAAAUGGAAAUAAUUUCCACAAAGUAUAACACAAUGAUGUCUGUACAAAUCCAUGUAUAUCUAGAACCCGUGCUGUGUAAGGGCAUUCUUACUCAUUGUUCUUAUCCUUAUGCAACAUUCAGACUUGUCAUAGUAGUUGUGGGUUUAUGACUGCCAAGUUUGCCCAGUACAGUAGUUUUAUCACUAAAAGUUGGACUGUUGAUGGAGUCCCGUAGUAGUUUCAGUGUUAAUUACAGUUUUUUCCACCUUACAUCUGUGCAUUUUCUCUUUAGGUGACUGAAUGUUUAAGAAUUUUGUGUGCAUAGUUACUCAGUUUUUAUGAACUGUUGUAUCCUGUUAAUGCAGAUUGCUCUGUGACUCCACUAUAUCUUACCUGUACUGACCAAACCUAAAUAAAGAUUUUUAAUAAUGUAAA